Molecule: messenger RNA, 1303 nt
Organism: Parastagonospora nodorum SN15
Lineage: Eukaryota; Fungi; Ascomycota; Dothideomycetes; Pleosporales; Phaeosphaeriaceae
Exons: 6
Coding region: 62-1159 (365 amino acids)
Biological process (GO): L-leucine biosynthetic process
Cellular component (GO): cytosol
Molecular function (GO): magnesium ion binding; NAD binding; 3-isopropylmalate dehydrogenase activity
Source: RefSeq, a predicted model, not a curated record
GUGAACAAUUGAGCUCCAAAACACUGGUCAUUCCUCUCUUCACGAUUCCUGUACUGUAGCAAUGCCUUCCCAUAACAUUGUUGUUCUCGCUGGUGACGGUGUCGGCCCUGAGGUCGUCGCAGAGGCGUUCAAGAUCCUCAAGGUUGUCGAGAAGCACACAGACAACACAUUCAACUUCCAAGAGCACCUGUUUGGAGGUUGCUCAAUAGAUGCGCACAACAAUCCUCUCACAGAUGAAGCACUCGCAGCAGCAAAAGGCGCCGAUGCGAUCAUUCUCGGUGCUGUCGGCGGACCAAAAUGGGGAACUGGAAAGGUGCGUCCUGAACAAGGUAUCCUGAAGCUCCGCAAAGAGCUCGGAACGUUCGGAAACCUACGACCAUGCUUCUUCGCGUCCGACUCGCUCGUCGACUCAUCACCCCUCAAAGCCGAAAACGUCCGCGGCGUAAACUUCAACAUCAUCCGCGAACUCACUGGAGGCAUAUACUUUGGCGAGAGGAAAGAGGAUGAGGGCGACGGCAAGGCCAUGGACACGGAGCCAUACAGCGUCGAGGAGAUUGAGCGCGUUGUGCGGUUAGCGGGUAGCCUCGCAUCUGCUGAGAACCCGCCGGUUCCCGUCUGGAGUUUGGACAAGGCAAACGUUCUUGCGACUUCGAGGUUAUGGAGGAAGACAUUCGAGCGCAUCAUGAAGGACGAGUACCCACACCUCAAGUCUGGAACCCACCUGAUUGAUUCGGCGGCCAUGCUUAUGAUCAAGAACCCGAGAGCGCUGAACGGUGUUGUAGUUACAAGUAAUCUGUUCGGUGACAUUAUCAGUGAUGAGGCUAGUGUUAUCCCGGGAAGUCUGGGUCUGCUACCAAGUGCCAGUUUGGGCGGUAUUCCAGAUGGCAAGACGAAGUUGAACGGCAUCUACGAGCCCAUUCACGGUUCCGCACCCGAUAUUGCUGGCCAGGGCAUCGUGAACCCCAUCGCGACCAUCCUGUCCAUCAGUAUGAUGUUCAAGUACUCGCUGUGUCUGCCUGAGCUUGCGCUGAAGAUUGACGAGGCAACAAAAAUCACCAUCGACAAGGGCGUACGAACCGGUGAUAUCGGAGGAACAUCGAAAACGGCCGAGGUCGGUGAUGCGAUAGCUGCUGAGCUCGAGACUCUGUUGAAGAAGUAGAGUGAGUGAGCGCAAAAAAGAAUUGCGUGGUGGAGAACAGCCAUGUAGAGGGGUAGAUAAAGAAUACCUCGCUGAACAGUGAACAUCAGUGAUGUCGCCCAAAAUGGCCAGCUUCGGAAUGAUUUUCGCUACGCUCGCACUUGU